Rhodofomes roseus is the source of this 309-nucleotide messenger RNA. RefSeq lists its product as uncharacterized. The record is from RefSeq and is a predicted model, not a curated record. The transcript has 5 exons. The coding region runs from base 1 to 309 and encodes 102 amino acids. NCBI's taxonomy places the organism in Eukaryota, Fungi, Basidiomycota, Agaricomycetes, Polyporales, Fomitopsidaceae.
AUGCCCCUCCCCCGUACGUACCGGCGACCCCGCCCAUGGGUCGGCUCGUCGCCACCCGAGCAUCUACUAGAGUACCGGCAGCAUAUCUCGACAAGAACGUUUCAAACCGGCGCAGAUGUGCAUGAUCCGCGUCGCGCGAAGACACUGAAUCCACCGUCGAAGCUUGGGAUCGACUUGUACUCCAACACGACAAGCAGCGCACAAGCCCGGAUUUUGGCGUGGGACUGUCAGCUUACGCCAGUGGCUCGAAGCACACCGGUUUCCGGGACUUACACCACGAAGCGGUUGCUGUUGAAUGUCAAACGGUAG